CGCCGUGCUACGACACCGGUAUGGUCACUGAGUGCUGCUAUAUGGGAAACGUAUAGCUCAGCGGGUGUCCUCUUCUCCCUUUUUCUCGUGCUCUCUCACACGGGCGCGCUCGUGCAACUAAGCGCCUACGUCAGAAAAAAGGGAGAACAACACUGUCAGUGAGCACUUAGUGUACAACAGCCAUUGUGUUUGGUAUAAGCCGGUGGUGGUAACUACGACAGCACGAAGGCUGCCAGCCGUUUGUUAUUACCGCCUAAAAACCUGACUAGUGGGCAUGCCGCGCAUAACCGCUUCAUCAACACCACCUUGCUGAUCACGUCAACAUGAGCGCGCCGAACAAGUCUUCGGAGAAAAGAAACGGCCCCAAAAAUAAGCUGGAUAAGCUUUUAAAGGAGAGAAAAUGCACAUUUCCCCUUCUGAUCAAGUGCAGCGGUCCGAGCCAGACAUGGGGCCCUGGGUCAGGGCUCAUUCCAGGGAAGGAAUGCCGCAGAUCUUAGAUGAAAGAAUAAUUCAUGAGACAUCACGACCAGAGGCCUUUCCUCACCCUCACAGGCUCCCAGCAGAAGGCAACCGUAUUGGAACAAAUCGGCCCUGCUCACAGGUCAGUGCUUUCCCACCGAAUGAUGCUGAACAGCUGACCAGAACAUGUUCUUUGGCCAAGUCUAUCCUCCACUGUGCAAGGACAAAGUGCACAGUAGUCUCACGUCCUCACUUCUCCUCUCUCUUGCUCUUUCAGGUGUUGCAUGACCACAUUGCCUACAGGUUCGAAGUGCUGGAAGUGAUCGGGAAAGGCUCCUUCGGGCAGGUCCUAAAAUGCCUGGAUCACAAGAACAAUGAACUUGUAGCCAUAAAGAUAAUCCGCAAUAAGAAAAGGUUUCAUCACCAGGCUCUUGUGGAGCUGAAGAUCUUGGAUGUGAUAAAGAGGAAAGACAAAGACAACCUCCACAAUGUCAUCCACAUGAAGGAGUACUUCUACUUCCGAAAUCACCUUUGCAUCUCCUUUGAGCUUCUGGGGGUGAACUUGUACGAGCUCAUAAAAAAAAACAACUUCCAGGGCUUCAGCCUCGCCCUUAUCCGGCGUUUCGCUCAUGCACUUCUGAGGUGCCUGCAGAUGCUGCACAGGGAGAAGAUAAUCCACUGCGACCUCAAACCGGAGAACAUCCUUCUCUCUCAAAGAGGGCCAGGCAACAUCAAGGUGGUCGACUUUGGCUCAAGCUGCUAUGAACAACAAAGAGUGUACACAUAUAUCCAGAGUCGCUUCUACCGCUCUCCAGAGGUCAUCCUGGGUCACCCUUACAGCAUGGCCAUUGAUAUGUGGAGCCUGGGCUGCAUCCUAGCUGAGCUUUACACAGGCUAUCCUCUCUUCCCUGGAGAGAGUGAAGUGGAGCAGAUAGCUUGCAUAAUGGAGGUCCUUGGAAUGCCUCCAAAUGAUUUUGUUCAGUCAGCAUCGAGAAGGAGGUUGUUCUUCGACUCUAAAGGAAACCCAAGAAAUAUCACUAACAGCAAGGGGAAGAAACGGAGACCGAGUUCCAAAGAGCUUUCAGCUGUGCUGAAAACGAAUGAUGCUGUCUUCUUAGACUUCAUCAAACGCUGCCUCAGCUGGGAUCCAAGUAAGCGCAUGACUCCUGAUGAGGGGUUACAGCAUGAGUGGAUCCUACAAGGAAAUUUCAACAAAGUCCGGAGCAGAACCAAGCCUGCAGCCAAGAAGACAUCAGACAGUUCGACCAGCACAGACAAACAAGCUAACAGCUAUCCUGCAGAGAAGGUCAGCUCGGAAAGCAACAGCAGCGACAAGCUGAAGAGAGACAGUUCAGAAACCGGAACAAAGAUGGCUCCCGCAGAGCGUCUGCGUCCCAUUGGGGCCUCGGCAGAAGAGGAGGUGUGUGAAAGUGAAGGCAAGCUGUCCACAGAUACCAAGCAACAGGAAUGGAGCGGAGAAAGGCCCAUACACAUCAUCAUCAAACCUCAAGAGGAAGAUGACACAGAGAAGAAAGAUAUUCAGGAGGCAUCUCAGGAUUUCUCACCUGCUGUCUAACAAACGGAGAUAAACAUGCUACAAUCAUGACAAAUGGGAACAGAGAACAUUCAAAUAACACGAUUGAGAAAGCUGAUUUUGAAAACCCCGCACAUUCACAGAGUCAGUGAAACGUUACCACUGAUAGUAACAGACACACUCACACACAGAAAACGUCUCCGUUUCCACGUGCCGUGUAGAAAACACUGAUGUAUGGAGUAGAAACAACAAUAAACAGCAAAGACAGACGUCGUUUUUAUUGUUUAAACUAUUCAGUCGUAGUGUAUUAUCAUUUGUUUGGUGAAUCUUUGAGUUUUUAUGACAGUGAAGUCAAUCAACCAGUUGCAUUUUUGAAUGAAGUUGAGAUGCAGUUGUUAGUUUGUCUAAAUGUGUCACAAACUGUCUGCCACACAACAAUGUACAGAUGGUGCAGCAUAAACUCUCUUACUGUUUAUGAACCCCAAAAAUCUUUGCUGUGCAUUGAAAAUCUCAGAUGAGCUGAUGUAAAAAGAAAAGUGUGGUGGUGCAAUAAAGGCUGAGCCAAAUGUUUUUUCAGUUGUGAUAUUACAGAAAUAUUUCUCAUGUACAUUUUAAUUAUAGUAUGAAGUCGAUGACAUACUGAUUAUUAAUUACUUUAUCGCUGUUUAUUGUGGAAUAUAUUUGACCCUUUGUUUCAUAUUUGUUUAACAGUUUAAUUCAACAAACAUUAAAGAUUUGUAACAGAAUUUACUGUAUAUAUAUAUAUAUAUAAAUGUAUGUUUCAGCUGUAAUUUCUUAUACAUGUCAACCACAGACCAUAUUAUGAGAAAAUAUUUCAGAUACUUGUGGGGGACUUAGACAAGGUUUUACUUGUUGUCUUGUUACUGUAUGAAGAAAUUUUGUAUGUCUGUGUUAUUACCAACAUUUUUUAUAUUAGAUACAAAAAGACAAUCCUAUUAUUGAUAGUUUGUGCCUUGCAGUAUUAGAAAUCUUGCACUUUAAUAUUGUGUGUAUACACCUGAAGUUGCUGAAUUCUUACCCGAAUUUGAUUUAACCUGCCAGGAUCCUUUUUAUUUUAUAAGAUCUUAUAUAAUAUUACAGGAGAAAUUGAAAAAAACUUGCAUUUUAUUAGUUUUUUGUUUGUUUGUUUGUUUGUUUUGGGGUUUUUUAGUCGCCAUAAAAGAUCUGACAUAAAUUGCAGAUAAGCCCUCGCUUUGUGUUCGCUAAGAAGGCAGAUAUGCUGAAAUAAAGGAUUGUAGCUGAAAUAAGAAAAGUCCUGAUAAAUCUUUUUUUUUUUUUUGACGGAAUAAAAGACGAGAAAAAAGCUGUUUCAGAAACCAUGUGUUUGAUAUAUCCUUUUUAUUCAACCAGAGAUAAAACGAGGCAUGUUCAUCACUUUGUGAGCGUCAUACAGUUUGGACUACACUAGUUUCCGUUUAUAUUAAUUAAUCUUUUAAGUUAAUGUGUUAUUGGUGUAAUUCGUAUUUUCAUGAUGUAAUAUUCACAGCAAAUUAACGUCUUAACGGGUACAAUAACCAUCAAGUUGGCAGACAUGAGGCCACAACGAAACAGCAAAUAAAUAUUUGAAUAUACAAUUCAGUAAUAAAACAGAAACGAGACAAUACCAUUAAUCGAAAUGUAUAAUUAUAUAAGUAGUGUUUUAUCAGUUUAUGCUAAUAAAAA
This is a messenger RNA of Neolamprologus brichardi, 3676 nucleotides long. Lineage: Eukaryota; Metazoa; Chordata; Actinopteri; Cichliformes; Cichlidae. The record is from RefSeq and is a predicted model, not a curated record.